GUCGUCUCACACCAUACCUGCUUUCGCCUUCACCGUCGAUGGUCUAAACUCUGCAAGACCAAGAAAGACAAACGCUGGAAAAGAAUCAGAGAAAAGAGAGAGAGAGAGAGAGAGAGAGAGAGAGAGAGAGAGAGAGAGAGAGAGAGAGAGAGAGAAAGGGGAGUUAGGGCUCAAAGCUUCGCCGCAGGGUUUUGUCGAGCAUUGCAACUAUCCGCGUAUAGAGAGCAGGCUGAGGUGAUCGAAUAAGGAUCAUAAUGUCAGGCAGAAAAGAAACGGUUUUAGACUUGGCAAAGUUCGUUGACAAGGGUGUGCAAGUUAAGCUCACUGGUGGAAGACAAGUUGUAGGAACACUAAAAGGCUAUGACCAAUUGCUGAACCUUGUCUUGGAUGAAGCCAUUGAAUAUCUUAGAGAUUCUGACGAUCCUCUGAAGACAACUGACCAGACACGGCGUCUUGGAUUAAUUGUUUGUAGGGGGACCGCAGUCAUGCUUGUGGCACCAACAGAUGGCACAGAUGAGAUCGCCAAUCCUUUUCUCCAGCCAGAUGGUCCAUAGCUCUAUGAUCCAUCAAUGUUAUUUCAUGUUAUUUCUGUUGGCCUCUUGUAAAACAGUUUAUGCUUUCUGCUUCUUUCACUGUCCUUGAGAAUUUAAUUCAAGGGCAGAAGGGGCUUUGUCAUGGGACAAUCUUCUUACUCCAAUAUAUACAUGUCCAGCACUGAUCUGGUGGCACUCUUGUAGCAUUGCAGUGCUUGUUUUCAUUUAAGUGAUCAUUCAUUCUGUUUAGAGGUAUUUAUCAUUUCUAUUGUCUCAUUUGAGGUUUUGAUGAUUCAUAGUCUCUUGUUUUGGUUGAGUAUUGUGAUUGUGACUGUAGUUAAAUAUUACCUCCCUUCCAUAUUGACGGUCCAUUAUAUACACUUUCUUGAUACGUUAAAAAACGAUUGAAUGUCGACAUAAUUUGUGUCUACAUUCAUUGCAUCAGUAAAGUCUUAAAUGAUCU
Molecule: messenger RNA, 996 nt
Organism: Cuscuta campestris
Lineage: Eukaryota; Viridiplantae; Streptophyta; Magnoliopsida; Solanales; Convolvulaceae
Source: the annotation of a GenBank genome assembly